This is a messenger RNA of Bursaphelenchus okinawaensis, 1001 nucleotides long. Lineage: Eukaryota; Metazoa; Nematoda; Chromadorea; Rhabditida; Aphelenchoididae. The record is from the annotation of a GenBank genome assembly.
AUGACGGUCUUCAACGGAAAGGCGAAGGUUCGGGUGGUCGAAGCCAGGGAUCUGAGGCCGACGGAAUGGUCGAAACGGUAAGUGCGGCUUCUGAAGUCUUACUCUGUCUAGGUUCAACAACGCCACCGAAGUCACUCAGGUUGUGGAUUCGUAUGUGAAUGUGGACUACGAUGAGUACCAUGUGGGCCAGACGAUGACCAGGCCAAAGACGAACACGCCGCAUUGGAAUGAAGACUAUCAUGUGAGUUGGAUUCUGGUUUUUGAAAACUUUUUUUGUAAUUUUCAUAUGUUUGGCAGUAUAAUAUUUUUAAAUUUGGCUGAAAUUUACGUAUUUUAGUUUUGUUUAUCAAAAUUCCGAACUUUUUUUGUAAAUUUUGAGCCAUUUUUAAGUUGACAAAGAUAACUCUUUGUUUUCCUCACUGCCUACCAAACGCUCGCUCUUUUCAACACCAGAAAUGAGUUUUGCGACAUCAAAAAUGAGUUUUUUUUUUGGAAUUAUUCGAAUGAAAACCGCGAAACCCUUUGUAUGCCCUGAGGGCUCGGCUUAGCUUUGUGUGCAAGCACUUCGUUUUUCAGACGGACGUCCAGAACGGCAAAGUGCUAGGCUUCACGAUCUUCCACGACUGUGCGUUGCCGCCGGACGACUUUGUCGCCAACUGUCGGAUUCCGUUCGAGGAUCUCAAACUCAACUCUCCGAAUGACAUUUGGGUCGAUUUGGAGCCACAUGGACAGCUACAUCUGUUGAUCGAGCUACAAGGCACUAUCAUGGAAGGUGGGUUGGGGAGUGUCGUACUGUCAAGGGUCUUUAGCUGGGUAUUAUAGUACUGAUAAAACCUUUUUUAUUCAAGCAAAGGUAGGAACCUUUAGGGAUGAAUUUCAUAUAUUUUAAUUAAAAGCCCUCAGGCAUUAAGCGGAAUGGAAAUCUUUUAUAAAACUAUCAAAAAAAACUCUGUUUAUAUACAGUAACACAUAAUGAUAUGGCUGGGAAUGUUGGACAGUAA